AUGAAAGGCAGAGAUGCUGCGCCCCUGACGCCGCGAGCCCGAGUCCAGCUGAACACAGGGAGUAAAUGCAACCUUCCGGGGCCCACCGAAAGACCGGGGAGCACGGGGGAAGGUGUCGGGCGGUGGCGGCGGUGUUGGCGACCUAGCCGGGGACGGGAAAGAGAGAGAGAGAGACCCACACACAAUCAGUGAGGAAGAGAGAGAGAAAGGAGAGGGAGAAAGGGGGAGAGUAGGGAUCUUACCAGACUAAUGGCUGCACUGCUAGUGGGAUUCCGCCUGGUUUUUCGACUCCUGUUCCUCCUGCCUCUCAGCUCUUUGUUUGCCGACGGACUGGGAAGGGGAGCGGCGCACUGCAGCCGGACUUUGGGCUCGUACCCCGUCCCUGGACCCGGUACGAGGACCCGCGGGGGAAGGGGCGUUGUUUUACCUGUUCUCUCAUCCCCGAUAAAAUAUGGCAAAAAGCCGUCUGUGCAAAGGACUAGAACGAACACCCAGUUACCCCCCCUUCAGCUGCUUUCUCCCUCCGCUAAAGUCGCCGCGGGGGGAGUCUUUGUGAGUGACCAACGCUUGGGAGAGCUUUCUGAAGCUCUGAACUCCAGAAAACAGCACCGCUCAGAACAGGUGGUGUACUCCGCGGCUCGCGCUGGUAGCCAAAUGCCAUCAGCACCACCAGUCCAAUGGACAGCUCCCAUCACAAGUUUCGCUCGUUGCACGUGGCUGGAAGACAAUAAACUUUCAGACGCAAUACGCUGGAGGAUUACAAAUAACAUGAACAACAACAACAACAACAACAACAACAACAACAACAACAACAACAGGGAAGACGCCGAUGAGACUAACAAGAAUCUGAGUGAUGCAGGUUUAGGUGCGACUCCGCGCGCACAUUCCCAGCAUACACCAAGGGAGGAGGCCCCGAAGGAGAGCUGCCAGGCCGCGUGCGUUGAGGCCGCAACUCGCGACAGCUUAAACACCGACGAGGGAGUCACGCGCCUGCAAUUAAAGCCCGGUAAAUUAGUGGCAUUACAGCACAGAGGUGUCAGUCAGCGGCAGGAGCAGCUGGGUCGCGAGGCUCAGGGGCGGGGGAGAGAAGGCGGGCAGGAGGAGGAGGAGGAGGAGGAAGAGGGGGAGUGGUCGGGUCCAGUAAAAACAAAGGCAACAAAAUGGACAGAUGUGAUUGAGCAAAGAGAAGAAGGGAAAGGUCAUGAAAACAGCACACGGGCAGAGGGAAGAAAACGUGGUGAGAAAUGGACAGGGGGGGAGAGCUAUGAGGACAGAGAAAUGAAGGGAUAUUUGGAUAGAGAGGGAAAAGAUGAGGACAGAGUGAGAGGGGGAUAUGAGGACGGAAAGAGAGAGGGAGAGGGUGACGAGGACAGGAAAAGAGAAGAGGGAGAGGGGGAUGAGAAGAAUGUCAGCCAGGUGUAUGGGGAUGCAGAGAGAGGGGGAGAUAUGUAUAGAGAGCGAGGAGGGGAGGGGGGAGAGGGAGAGGGGGACAGGGGGAAUCAGUCCCCCGCUCCGGCUCGACCCCGGCGUGCUGCAAACAGGCACCCCCAUUUCGCCCAGUAUAAUUUCCAAGUGCAGGUGGCGGAGAACCAGCCGCCGGGCACGUCGGUCAUCGCCAUGGCAGCGCAGGACCCGGACAGCGGGGAGGCGGGGCGGCUGAGCUACAGCAUGGCGCCGCUCAUGAACAGCCGCUCCAUGGACUUCUUCCACAUGGACCCCAGCACGGGCCUCAUGACCACCACUCAGGUGCUGGACCGCGAGCACAUGGACCUGCACUACUUCCGCGUGACCGCGCUGGACCACGGCUCGCCCCGCCUGUCGGGGACCACCAUGGUCGCCAUCACCGUGUCGGACCGCAACGACCACUCGCCCGUGUUCGAGCAGAGCGAGUACCGCGAGACCAUUCGCGAGAACGUGGAGGAGGGCUACCCCAUCCUGCAGCUGCGGGCCACGGACCUGGACGCCCCCUCCAACGCCAACAUCCGCUACCGCUUCGUGGGGGACGCGGCGGCCGGCCGGGCGGCCUUCGAGAUCGACCCGCGGUCGGGCCUGAUCGCCACGCGCGGUCCCGUGGACCGGGAGUCCAUGGAGCGCUACACCCUGCAGGUGGAGGCCAGCGACCAGGGCAAGGAGCCGGGCCCGCGCUCGGCCACGGUGCGCGUGUACAUCACCGUGCUGGACGAGAACGACAACGUGCCGCAGUUCACGGAGAAGCGCUACGUGGUGGCGGUGCGGGAGGACGUGCGGCCGCACUCCGAGGUGCUGCGCGUCAGCGCCACGGACGGCGACAAGGACAGCAACGCGGCCGUGCACUACAACAUCAUCAGCGGCAACAGCCGCGGCCAGUUCUCCAUCGACAGCGUGACCGGAGACAUCCAGGUCGUGGCCCCCCUGGACUUCGAGGCCGAGAGGGAGUACACGCUCCGGGUGCGGGCUCAAGACAAUGGCCGACCGCCCCUGUCCAACAACACGGGCAUCGUGAGCGUGCAGGUGACCGACGUCAACGACAACCCGCCCAUCUUCGUCUCCACGCCCUUCCAGGCCUCCGUGCUGGAGAGCGCCCCCAUUGGCCACUCCAUCCUGCACAUCCAGGCCAUCGACACCGACUCUGCCGAUAACGCCCGGCUGGAGUACCGGCUGACCGGGACCAGCCUGGAUACCCCCUUUGUGAUAAACUCGGCCACGGGCUGGGUGACCGUGAGCUCUGAGCUGGACCGAGAGGCGGUGGAGCACUAUUUCUUCGGCGUGGAGGCCAGGGACUACGGAGCCCCCCCGCUGUCGGCCUCCGCAAGCGUCACCAUUACGGUCAUGGACGUGAACGACAACCGGCCGGAGUUCCUGCAGAGGGAGUACUUUGUGCGCCUGAACGAGGACGCGGCGGUGGGCACGAGCGUGGUCAGCGUGACCGCCGUGGACCGCGACGUGAACAGCGCCGUCACCUACCAGAUCACCGGGGGCAACACGCGCAACCGCUUCGCCAUCAGCGCGGCGGGCGCGGCGGGGCUCCUCUCGCUGGCCCUGCCGCUCGACUACAAGCAGGAGCGGCGCUACGUCCUGACCGUCACCGCGUCCGACCGCACGCUGCACGACACCUGCCAGGUGCACGUCAACAUCACCGACGCCAACACGCACCGGCCCGUCUUCCAGAGCGCGCACUACUCGGUGAGCGUGGACGAGGACCGCCCGCCGGGCAGCACGGUGGUGGUCAUCGGCGCCACGGACGAGGACGUGGGGGAGAACGCCCGCAUCACCUACUUCCUGGAGGACAACAUCCCGCAGUUCCGCAUCGACCCCUCCAGCGGCGCCAUCACGCUCCUCACCGAGCUGGACUACGAGGACCAGAUGACCUACACCCUGGCCAUCACAGCCCGUGACAACGGCAUCCCGCAGAAGUCCGACACCACCUACGUGGAGGUGAACGUCAACGACGUCAACGACAACGCGCCGCAGUUCGUCAGCCCGCGCUACCAGGGAGCGGUCGGCGAGGACGCCCCGCCCUUCACCAGCGUCCUGCAGAUCUCCGCCACCGACCGUGACGCCCACGCCAACGGCCGGGUGCAGUACACCUUCCAGAACGGGGAAGACGGGGACGGCGACUUCACCAUCGAGCCCACCUCCGGCAUCGUCCGGACCGUGCGGCGUCUGGACCGCGAGAGCGUGCCGUUCUAUGAGCUGACGGCCUACGCGGUGGACCGCGGCGUGCCCCCGCAGCGCAGCCCGGUCCACAUCCAGGUGACCGUGCUGGACGUCAACGACAACGCUCCCGUCUUCCCGGCGGACGACUUCGAGGUCCUGGUCAAGGAGAAUAGCGUGGUGGGGUCAGUGGUGGCCCAGAUAACCGCCAGCGACCCCGAUGAGGGGGCCAACGCUCAGAUCAUGUACCAGAUCGUGGAGGGGAACAUUCCGGAGAUCUUCCAGAUGGACAUCUUCUCCGGGGAGCUAACCUCGCUGAUCGACCUGGACUACGAGGUGCGGUCGGAGUACGUGAUUGUGGUCCAGGCCACCUCUGCCCCCCUGGUCAGCCGGGCCACCGUACGAAUCCGCCUGGUGGACCAGAACGACAACGGGCCGUUGCUGCAGGACUUCCAGAUCAUCUUCAACAACUUUGUGUCGAACCGCUCCAACAGCUUCCCGAGUGGCGUGAUCGGCCGGGUGCCGGCACAUGACCCGGACGUCUCCGACCGGCUGCACUACUCCAUCCAGCGGGGCAACGAACUCCACCUCCUGCUGCUCAACCACAGCAGCGGGGAGAUUCGCCUCAGCCGCAAGCUGGACAACAACCGACCACUGACCGCCAGCAUGCUGGUCACCGUGUCAGACGGGCUCCACAGCGUCUCUGCUCAGUGUGUGCUGCGGGUGCUGAUCAUCACUGAGGACAUGCUGAGCAGCAGUGUGACAGUGCGCCUGCAGAACAUGUCCCAGGACCACUUCCUGUCCCCGCUGCUGGCGCACUUCCUGGAGGGCGUGUCGGCGGUGCUGUCCGUGCCCCAGGAGGACGUGUUCGUGUUCAACAUCCAGCCCGACGCAGAGGCGGGCGGCGUGCUCAACGUCAGCUUCUCCGCCGCGCUGCCAGGGGGGCGCUUCUACCCCUCCGAGGCCCUGGAGGAGCGGCUCUACCUCAACCGGCUGCGCCUCACCUCCCUGGCACAGAUGGAGGUUCUCCCGUUCGACGACAACGUGUGCCUGCGUGAGCCGUGCCAGAACUACAUGAAGUGCAUCUCCGUCCUGCGCUUCAACAGCUCGGCGCCCUUCAUCGCCUCGCCCACCAUCCUCUUCCGACCCAUCCACCCCAUCGCCGGGCUGCGGUGCCGCUGCCCCGUGGGCUUCACCGGGGACUACUGCGAGACGGAGAUCAACCUGUGCUACUCCAACCCCUGCCUGAACGGCGGCGUGUGUGCCCGGCGCGAGGGCGGCUACACCUGCAUCUGCCGAGAGAGCUACACAGGAGAGCACUGUCAGUGGGACCGGCGGCAGGGGCGCUGUGUGCCGGGGGUCUGUCGUAACGGCGGGACCUGUCGGGAGGAGUCCAGGGGGGGCUUCCGCUGCGAGUGCCUGGCUGGGGGGUACGAGCGCCCAGACUGUGCCAUCACCACGCGCUCCUUCCCCCCAAAAUCCUUCAUCAUGUUCCGCGGCCUGCGGCAGAGGUUCCACCUCACCGUGUCCCUCUCCUUUGCUACGCUGGAGAGCCGAGGUCUACUGCUGUAUAAUGGCCGUUUCAAUGAGAAGCACGACUUCCUGGCACUGGAGAUCCUGGACGGACAGGUGCAGCUAACAUACUCCACAGGUGAAUCCUCCACCCAGGUGAGCCCUUACAUACCAGGAGGUGUGAGCGAUGGGGACUGGCACACGGUCCACAUUCACUACUACAACAAGCCGAGGCGGGGCGUGGGGGGAGAGGGCCAGGGCCCGUCAGAUGAGAAGGUGGCGGUGGUGGCGGUGGAUGACUGCGACGCGGCCGUGGCCCUGAGGUUCUCUCAGCACCUGGGCAACUACAGCUGUGCCGCCCAGGCCCGGCAGACCAGCUCCAAGAAGUCUCUGGAUCUCACAGGACCCCUCUUUCUGGGAGGGGUGCCAAAUUUGCCUGAGAGCUUUCGCUUUGUGACUCGAGAGUUCAUCGGCUGCAUGAAGGAUCUGCACAUCGAUAACCGACCCCUGGACCUGGCUGGCUACAUUGCCAACAAUGGCACCCUCCCUGGCUGCAGCGCCAAGCUUCCCUUCUGUAAGUCCAACCCCUGCCAGAAUGGAGGAACAUGUCGAGUGAGCUGGGAAACCUUCUCCUGUGAUUGCCCCCUAGGGUUUGGGGGAAAGGACUGCAGCCAUGUAAUGCCUCACCCGCACCGUUUUCUGGGAAACAGCGCCCUCUGGUGGGACCUGAAAAAUGACGUCACCAUCUCCACCCCCUGGUACCUGGGCCUGGUGUUCCGCACGCGGGGGCGGGAGGGGGUGCUCCUGCAGGCACAGGCAGGACAGUACACCAGCCUGCUGUUCCAGCUGACAGGGGGCCAGCUGGUGUUCUCCAUCAGCCGGGGCUCUGCGCGGGCGGCGCGGCUGCGGCUGGACCAGGUGCAGGUGAGUGACGGGCGCUGGCACGACCUGCAGCUGGAGCUCAGAGACGUGCGCAGCGGCUCGGAGACGCGCUACGUGGCCACCGUCCGCCUGGAUUUCGGCCUCUUCCAGGGCACGGUGAUUGUGGGGAAUGAGCUGCACAGUCUGAAGGUGAAGCACCUGCAUGUGGGCGGAGUUUUAGGAGCGGGCGAGGUCCAGAGCGGAAUGAGAGGCUGCAUCCAGGGGGUCCGUUUGGGGGUCAGGCCUGACGCCCCCGCCCUGCCCCGCCCAACCCGAGCUGUGAAGGUAGAGGUUGGCUGCAGCGUGGGGAACCCCUGCAGCUCCUCCCCCUGCCCCGCCCACAGCCAAUGUGCCGACCAAUGGGAACGCCACUCCUGCGUGUGCGAGCCAGGCUUCUAUGGUAAGAGCUGCAUAGAUGCGUGCCACUUGAACCCGUGUGAGAAUGAGGCCCAGUGCCACCGGAAGCCCAGCUCGUCCCAUGGCUACGUCUGCGACUGCGGGGACAACCACUUUGGACAGUACUGCCAGAACAAGAUUGACCAGCAGUGCCCUCGUGGAUGGUGGGGCACUCCCACAUGUGGACCCUGCCAUUGUGAUGCCAGUAAAGGCUUUGACCCGGACUGCAAUAAGACCAGCGGCCUGUGCCUAUGCAAGGAGUUCUACUACCGGCCCCGGGGGAGUGACACCUGCCUGCCCUGCGACUGCUACCCAGGGGGGUCCUUCUCCCGGUCAUGUGACCCGGAGAAUGGGCAGUGCCAGUGUCGGCCUGGUGUGAUUGGCCGCCAGUGCAACAUGUGUGACAACCCCUUUGCUGAGGUCACACAGGCGGGAUGCGAAGUGAUCUAUGAUGGAUGCCCUAAGAUCAUUACCUCUGGGAUCUGGUGGCCCAGGACAAAGUUCAGUCUCCCAGCGGCUGUGCCCUGUCCCAAAGGCUCUGUGGGUGCUGCCAUCAGGCAUUGUGAUGUGGAGAGGGGUUGGGUGGAUCCGGAUCUGUUUAACUGCACCUCCCCUCCAUUUGUGGAGCUCAAUGCAGCGCUGGAGUCAGUGGAGAGGAAUGAGACGGAGCUCAGCACCAUUGCGGAGAAGAAACUGGCUCAUCAGCUGCGUGAUGUCACAGAGGCCACGUCGCGUCUCUAUGGAAACGACCUGCAGAUAGCCGAGCGUCUGCUGUCGCGUCUGCUCGCCUUCGAGAGUCGGCAGAGCGGCUUCGGUCUGACUGCCACGCAGGACGCCCACUUCAACGAGAACGUUCUGCGGGGCUGCAGUGCGCUGCUGGGCCCCAGCAGCGCCACCCUGUGGCGAGGACAGAGCGGGACAGGCGAGCGGGGCGCCGCCGGCCUCGCCGAGCUGCUGGAGCUGUACGCUCGGACCCUGGCCCAGAACAUGAAGCUCACCUACCUCAACCCUGUGGCCCUGGUGGCUCCCAACAUCGUGAUGAACCUGGACCGCGUGGAGAACCACACUCAUGUACGCAGGCGUUUCCCCCGCUACCACAGCAGUCUGUUUCGUGGCCAGACUCUCUGGGACCCUCACACACACGUGGUGCUGCCCCCUGCUGCCUUGGUCCCGCAACGACCCUCCGCACUCUACCCCAGCAGUCUCCACACGCCAGUCAGCGUGCGGACCAAUCGCACGCCGGAGAUCCCUGUGCUGAAGCGCGCUGUCACCGCCCCGGACCCGCCCAUCACCAUCGUCAUCCUGCUGAUCUACCGCAGCCUGGGCGUGGCUCUCCCGGCCAAGUACCACACGGACCGCCGCGGAGUCAGACUCCCCAGGCACCCUGUGAUGAACUCCCCCAUCGUGAGCGUUACGGUCUAUAAUAACCAGUCCUUCCUGGAGGGGGGGCUAGAGUCACCUCUCCUGCUGGAGUUCCGCCUGCUGCAGACCACCAACCGCAGCAAGCCCCUGUGUGUGCAGUGGAACCACAGCAGCAUGCUGGAAGCAGGAGGCUGCUGGACAGUCAGGGACUGCAGUGUUGUGUACAGAAACACCUCACACGUGCGAUGCCAGUGUCAGAGACUGGGCACGUUCGGGGUCCUGAUGGACAGCUCCCAGCGCGAGCAGUUGGAGGGGGAUCUGGAGACGCUCGCCGUGGUGACAUACACCUCCCUGUCGGUGUCCCUGUUGGCUCUGCUUCUGACGGUGAUGGUGCUGUCCUGCCUGAGAGGGCUCAAGUCCAACACCCGCAGCAUCCACUCCAACACGGCCGCCGCCAUCUUCCUGUCCGAGAUCGUCUUCCUGCUGGGCAUCAACCAGACUGAGCAACAGUUCCUCUGUACUGUCAUUGCCAUCCUGCUUCAUUACUUCUUCAUGGCCACGUUUGCCUGGCUGUUUGUGGAGGGGCUGCAUAUCUACCGCAUGCAGACGGAAGUGCGCAACAUCAACUACGGAGCCAUGAGGUUCUACUACGCCAUUGGCUGGGGCGUGCCCGCCAUCAUCACAGGUCUGGCUGUGGGACUGGAUCCCGAAGGCUAUGGGAACCCGGACUUCUGCUGGAUCUCUGUCCAUGACAAGCUCAUCUGGAGCUUCGCUGGACCCAUUGGCAUUGUUAUUGUGGUGAAUGGCGGGAUGUUUAUGGUUGUUGCGCGUAUGUCCUGCAGCCCCUCACAGAAGGAAACCAAGAAACAGUCAGUUGUUGCCACCAUACGCAGUGCCACCAUUCUGCUUGUUCUGGCCAGCUCCACCUGGUUCUUUGGGCUGAUGGCUGUGAAUAACAGUGUCCUGGCCUUCCACUACCUCUACACUGUACUAUGCUGCCUGCAGGGUGUGGCCGUGUUUCUGGUGUUUUGCCUGCUGAAUUCCGAGGUGCAGGAGGCCUGGAAACUCUCCUGUUUGGGGAAGAAGAGCCCAGCUGAGGACCCACCACACACCGCCCAGAUAACUGGUCCAAAUCCCUACAACAGUGCCUCCUUGCUGGAGCAGAGUGGACUACAUCGCAUCACACUGGGAACCUCCACCAUCUCUUCAGUCAGCAGCGCGAGAGAGAAUCUGCUGGCCAGACAAACCCUGGAGCAGAACCUGCUGAGUCACACUGGAGCCACAGACCUGGAUGUGGCUAUGUUCCACAGAGACGGAGGUGAAGACUCUGACUCAGACUCAGACCUCUCUCAGGACGAGGACUGCAGUCUGUCCAUCCCGUCCUCUGAGAGCGAGGACAACGUCCGUCUCCGCGGACGCAUCCAGCGACGGUUCAAACGCUCCAAUCACAGCGAGCGGCUACUCACAGAGCCCGCCCACAAUGGCACCAAAGACCUAGAUGGGAACGACCUGCUCUCCUAUUGGCCAGCGCUGGAGGAGUGUGAGGCUCACUCGUUGCAGAAGUGGGGCUCAGAGCGCCGCCUAGGGGCGGACUUCAGUAAGGACGCGGCCAACAACAACCAGCCUGAUGCAGCUCUAACCAGUGGAGACGAGAGCGGAUUAACCCAGCCCCACCACCACCGCAAGGGCAUCCUGAAGAACCGCUUGGGCUGCCCGCCGGCGCUCUCCUCCAUGGGCCGGGUGCCGAGCGAGCUGUCCUGGUACCGCACGUCCACGCUGGGCCACCGGGCGGUCCCGGCCGCCUCCUACGGGCGCAUGUACUCUGGCACGGGCUCCCUGUCCCAGCCGGCCUCCCGCUACUCCUCCCGCGAGCACCUGGACUCUCUGUCCCGCCGGCAGCUCUCCCGCCAGGCGGGCGGGUCCCGGGACGGGCUGGAGCACACCCCGCCCAGCCGCCACGGUUCCCGCGACAACCUGGACCUGCUGCCGCGGCGGCGGGAGAACCCGGGAGGGUCGCGGGACCGGCUGGACGGCUCCAGGGAGGACCUGACGGGCUCCCGAACCCAGCUGCACCCCCUGACCCAGCGGCAAGCCUCUCGCGAACACCUGGGCGGGGCGCUGAUGAGCAGCCGCUCCCGCGAACAUCUGGAGAGCAACGGGGCGGGGGCCCCCUGCAGGGAGUGGCUCCGGACCCUGCCCCCCCGCCAGACCUCGCACCCCGAGCAGCCCCACCCCCCGUCCCCGCCCCCACCCCCCAUCGCCGAGCAACAGGAGCCACAGGAGCCGCCGCCCCCCCGACGUGGCAGGCUGGACUCAGCCCCGCCCUGUAGGUACCCCUCCCCCCCGGCCCCGCCCAGCCGACACCCGUCCAACGAGCACCUGGACAUCCUCUCCUCCAUCCUGGCCUCCUUCAGCUCCACGGUGCUCGCUCCUCCCGCCCCGCCUCCUCCGGGACCCUCCCCCUCCCCCCCUCACUCUACUACCUCCCACAGCAUCUCCGAAAUCUCCCCGGACACCGAAGUGAACAGAAGUGAAGGGCAGUCUUGAUGACACACCCAUAUCCCACAAUGCACUGUGCCUCUACCACAGCACAGGGGACAGCAAGGACAGAGACCACUGAGGCAUCCUGGGAUAUCGGAGGACUUUUUGCAUGCCACAAUUGAAAGGAUGUGAGCAGGAAAUGAUGGCAGAAGGAGAGAAAAAGGAAGAGAGGGAGGGAAAUAUGGAAUCUGCACCGUGAUGACCUUUUGACCUGUCGCACUACACACACGAGAGGAGGGAGCAGCCGUUAAAGACUGUAAAUACGUUUUUUUAUACAUUUUGUAUCUUUUUCAUCAGAGAUGGAAAAAACAUUUCUAUUGUGUUGUUUUUAAAUUUGAGGAUAUUGUCCAGCAAGAGAAGUGUGUAUUGCUAUCUCUCCAGGUUUGGGGCGGGUGGGCUAUAACAUUGGAAAACUCAAACUCUGUGACCUUUACCCUGGAAGCUAACCCUAAUGAAGCACAACACAAUGGGUGCAUCCCAAAACUCUGAAAAAUGCAUCCCCCUUUCCUCCACCCGUCUUUUUCUCCUGUCUGGAAGUAUGGGGGGAGGAGGAAAAGAGGAUUCAUUUUUCCAGUAUUGGGACGCGCCCAAUUUCAUAAAUCUGUAUAUUGGACCUCUGUUUUUGGGGCGUGUUUGUGUUUGAAACUCUGAUAUGCUGGUAAACUACCUAUGCCACUUCCUUUCAGACUUUUCCAUCAUGAUAGUGCCCCCUAUUUUUUUCAUGAGAGUAAAAGCAGUAUUCAAAGAUCGCCAAACCAUUUAUCAACUGAGAUUGAAGUAUAAAUCAUCAAUGCGUAUCAAAUACACUCAGUGAGCACUAGGUAUUUAUUAUUAUUAUUUCUUAGACUUAUAGGUCUUCUACUGCUGUAGCCUAUCCAUUUAGAGUUAUGAUGUGUUGUGUGUUCAGAGAUGCUCUUCUGCACACCACUGUUGUAAUGUGGGGUUAUUUGCAUUACUGUCACCUUCCUGUCAGCUUUGACCAGUCUGGCCAUUCUCCUCUGACAUCUCUCAUUAACAAGGCAUUUCUGUCUGCAGAACUGCUGCUCACUGGAUGUUUUUUUGUUUUUUUGCACCAUUCUUUGCAAACUCUAGAGAUUAGUGUGUGUGAAAAUCCCAGGAGAUCAGCGGUUUCUGAGAUACUCAAACCGCCCGGUCCGGCAUCAACAAUCAUUCCACGGUCAAAGAUUACAUUUCUUCCCCAUUCUGACAUUUGGACUAAAAAAAAGCUGAACCUCUUGACCAUGUCUACUUGCUUUCAUGCAUUUAGUUGCUGCCACAUGAUUGGCUGAUUAAGUAUUUUCAUUAACAAGCU
Molecule: messenger RNA, 11677 nt
Organism: Conger conger (European conger)
Lineage: Eukaryota; Metazoa; Chordata; Actinopteri; Anguilliformes; Congridae
Gene: celsr3
Product: cadherin, EGF LAG seven-pass G-type receptor 3
Biological process (GO): G protein-coupled receptor signaling pathway; homophilic cell-cell adhesion; cell surface receptor signaling pathway
Cellular component (GO): plasma membrane
Molecular function (GO): G protein-coupled receptor activity; calcium ion binding
Source: RefSeq, a predicted model, not a curated record